UCGCGGCCCGUCCCACCCUACGCGAGCCCAGUACUCGGCCACCGGCGGGACCGGCCAGGCUCUGGAGGGCGCCCGGGAAGCCAUGGAGGUCUUGGUCCUGGCCGGAUACCGCGCGCAGAAGGGGGACGAGCUGAGUCUGGCGCCCGGGGACGUGGUCCGGCAGGUGCGCGAGGGGCCCGCACGCGGGUGGCUGCGCGGAGAGCUGGGGGGCCAUCACGGCCUCUUCCCUGAGCACCUAGUGCAGGAGAUCCCAGAGCCUCUACGCGGCGCCGGAGAGGCGCAGAGACCGCGCUGCGCGCGCCGCCGAGGUCACCCCGCCAAAUCUCGGGGUCCCCAAAGAUGGUGCAAAGUGAACUUCAACUACAGCCCAGAGCAGACGGACGAGCUGAAGCUGCAAGCUGGGGAGAUUGUGGAAGUGAUAAAGGAGAUUGAGGACGGCUGGUGGCUGGGGAAGAAGAACGGGCAGCUGGGCGCCUUCCCAUCCAACUUUGUGGAGUUGCUGGACAGUGGGCCCCCAAGCCUUUGUCACCCAGAUAUGCCUUCAAUCAGUCCUGGUCCCCAGCGACCUCCCAAGCUGAGCAGCCUGACCUAUGACAGCCCUCCAGACUACCUGCGGACAGUCUCCCCCCCUGAGACCUACAGGGUCCUGUUUGACUACCAGCCCGAGGCCCCAGACGAGCUGGCACUUCGGAGAGGAGACGUAGUGAAAGUACUGAGGAAGAACACAGAGGAUAAGGGCUGGUGGGAAGGAGAGUGUCAAGGCAGAAGAGGUGUUUUUCCAGACAACUUUGUGCUCCCACCACCCCCAAUCAAGAAGCUCGUUCCAUGGAAGGUGUUAUCUCGGGAAUCAGGUGGGUGCCUGGGCAGCCUAGGAUUGGGGGGGUGCUCUCUGGGAGACCCCACCGAUCCAGUUGCCCAUAAACACCUGCAGCUCCCCAGUGGUCCAGCACACGUGCAUAGGAGCUCCCUCUCCUGUGGGUCAAGAGCCUGGUGGGAAUCUCCUAUUAAGGAACCAAAAAAAUUGACGUCCAAAGCAUCCCUCCCUAUAGUCAGGAAGGUGGUGACAUCCCCCACUGGACCCAGCAAAGCCAAGACAUCUUCCACAGCCAGCAGGGACAGUCAGAAGCUCCCCUCCCGAGGCUCAGGCUCCAGUGGCAACUUCCUCAGUGGGGGUCCGUGUCACCCUGGCAGAAAACGAUCCAAAACCCAGGCUCCCCGGCAACGCUCUGCACCCAGUCAGGAGGAAGAGCAGAGCAGCCUGGCAAAGGCCUCUGCUCUGAGUAGAACCCCUCCUCUGGACAAGACUGCCACCCUAGAGAAGACCCCAUCUCCAGAGAAGGCCCCCAGCUCAGAGAAGAUCCUGGCUCCUGACAAAGUCCCCACCCCAGAGGAAACCCUGACUCUGGAAGACAAGGCUCCCACCCCAGAAAACCCCACCCCAGAGAAGAUCCUGGCUCCUGACAAAGUCCUCAGCCCAGAGAAGACCCCGACUCUGGAGGACAAGGCCCCCAGCCCAGAGGAGACCUUGACUCUGGACAAGGCCUCCACUCUAGACAGGGUCUUUUUUGUGGAAGAGGCCCCUGCUCCAGAAGUCCCACCUAAGGAUGAAGUCCCACCUAAGGAUGAAGUCCCUGACCCAAAGAUGGCCCCUCUAGGGGAUGAAGCCCCCUCCCUAGACAAAGCCUUGCCCCCAGAGCAGGUGCUUUCUGAAGAAGGGGCGCCCACUCAAUUCCAUCGCUGCUCUGCGGAGGAAGCCCUGCAGAAGGUUGAGCCCCCUGUGGCCAAAGAGGCUGAAUCCCAGGAGAAGGUCCACAUGCCUCCUCCCUCAGACAGAUGCCUCUGUAUGAUGGAACACCCCUGGGUGAAGCACGACAGCUCUCCACCCCAGUCUGAGUCCACGUCCAAGCCAGGGUCCUUGCCUGUCCCUGAGAAGCCACACCCCCAGGAAGAGGCUACAACCCUCCUAGAGGAGGCACCUUCAAAAGAUGGGACUACUCCCCAAGAGGAGGUGCCUCUGAAAGAGGAGGUGUCCCUAAAAGAAGUGGUCCCCAAAGAGGAGGUGCCCCCUGAAGAGGUAGCUCCCAAAGAAGAGGCACCCCCUAAAAAGACAGCCCCUGCCCCCCAAAACCCACAUCCAGUCAAACAGACUCCAGACCCCCAAGAGACUCCCAUGCUCCAUUUCCCGGUCCUGCAAAAUCCCACGGACAGCAAGAACGACAGAGUGGAUACAACGACGCUGAAGGGCGAGGUGCAGUCUCUACGGAGGGCGCUGGAGCUGAUGGGGGAGCAGCUGGAAAGGAAGCUGACCGACAUCUGGGAGGAACUGAAGAGCGAGGGGGAGAAGCGCCGGUUGCUGGAGGCUCAGAUGCUGCAGAGGACCGAGAAGGCCCCGGCCGGGGACUUCGUCCACGCGCAGACGCAGACGUACUGAGGGCGGGCCUACGAGGGACCGUGGCCCGGCCUGGACGGGCGUCCGGUUUGGGCCACCCACGUCCUUGCACACGACUUUGGGAAAUGCAAGAAAGUAAACUCUGCCUCGCAGGCGCGCUGA
Messenger RNA from Lemur catta (Ring-tailed lemur), 2551 nucleotides. It is a transcript of the gene MNMIP1, whose product is annotated as SH3 domain containing 21. The record is from RefSeq and is a predicted model, not a curated record. The coding region runs from base 83 to 2431 and encodes 782 amino acids. NCBI's taxonomy places the organism in Eukaryota, Metazoa, Chordata, Mammalia, Primates, Lemuridae. Gene Ontology annotation, molecular function: protein binding. The transcript has 16 exons.